Diatraea saccharalis (sugarcane borer) is the source of this 4915-nucleotide messenger RNA. The record is from the annotation of a GenBank genome assembly. Lineage: Eukaryota; Metazoa; Arthropoda; Insecta; Lepidoptera; Crambidae.
AUGAUCGAAGAUCACAAGAUUAGAUAAAUCUGUACGUCAUACUUUAUACACUUCUUACAUUAAAUAUACCUUUUGCUUUACUUAGUCGCAAUAAUUUGCAAAGAUCAAACUAAAAGCUCGGGCCUUCAUAAGUGUCUUUGAAAACACCCCAUCAAUUACCAUCAAUGUGGUAAAUUAGUGUCGUAUUUAAACAAGAUAUUUAACUGAAAAUUGCGAUUAUAAUAUUUUCCUCUCCUAUGAUUAAUUGAAGCGUACAAAGCAGUGAAUGGUCGUCGCUAGUUGCAAGAAUUGCAGUCGGGCGUUAAAGCCCGUGGCGAAGCAACGCGUUCGACGAACCGCCAAAAGAAAAGUUUGCGCGCGCUUUUUGACAGUUCGAGUGUAAACUUUUUUUUUUAAAUAAAGAGUGCUAUGGUGCUGUGAGUGUCUUGUUUUUUUUCCAGUGACGCUUGAGGAUUUAUGAGAAGACGCUCACCGAAUGUAGAAGUGAAAGCGUCGAGAUGGGUCAUAAGCAGUACCUGGCGGUGAGCCAGUCUGCUCGCAGCAGGCUGUUCCGUCUGCCAGGGGACAGAACUGUACCACUGAACAUGCUGAUCUCUCAACAGGGUAAAAUAAAUCGCGGACGCCUAGCAGUUAUAACGUUCAGCAUAUUUACAGUGGCAAUAGGAAUCAUACUAUCAUUCGUGCCAUGGUUGGAUUAUAUUAUAUUUAGGGAAUUAAAAAUAUGGAACGGCUCGUUAAGCUACAGUUACUGGCAGAAGCCUGGAGUCACCCGCCUGACCAAAGUCUAUAUAUUCAACGUUACCAACCCCCAAGGGUUCUUAGAAAACGGGGAGAAACCAAAGCUGGUGGAGGUUGGACCCUUCGUCUAUAGGGAGGAUAUGGAGAAAGUUAACAUUAAGUUUCACGACAACGACACAGUGACGUACCAACACAACAAAAUAUUAAGAUUCGUACCUGAAAUGUCUGUUGAUAAGAACCAGAAAUUAGUUGUACCCAAUAUCCCUUUAUUGACUGUCACUUCCUUCUCUCCCAAUCUGGCUGGCUUCUUAUUCAAUCUUCUUGUUUCCGGACUUGCUAUCACGUACAAGGAGAGAGCGAAGCCAUUUGUCCAUGUUACAGCUGAAGAACUGGUUUUCGGAUAUGACGACCCACUCGUGACCCUCGCCCAUUACUUCUAUCCCAAAGGCAAACGGCCUAACAGUCAAAUGGGGCUUCUUUUAGCGAGAAACGGUACUUUAGAAGAAGUAUCAACAAUAUACACUGGACAAGAAUCCCUGGAUAGAUUCGGAUACAUAGACAAGAUAAACGGAUUGGAUCACCUGCCGCAUUGGAGAGAUCGACCUUGCAAUGAUAUCAGGGCCUCCGAAGGAUCCUUCUUUCCACCGAGAGCAGUUACAAAAUCAGACUUGGUUUACGUUUACGAUAAAGAUUUAUGCAGAAUCUUGCCCCUACAAUACAGAAAAGAUAUAUACAAAGACGGUAUACAAACUGGCUUGUACACCCCGCCCAGUUCCACAUUAGAGAACGCAGACUUGAAUCCCGACAACAAAUGUUAUUGCGACGGUGAGAAGUGCCCUCCUCGAGGACUACAGAACAUCAGCCCUUGCCAAUACAAUGCCCCUGUAUAUUUAUCAUACCCGCACUUCUUUGAUGCUGAGCCGACCUUACUGGAUAGCUUCGAGGGUCUGAAACCUGAUAAGAAGAAACACGAAAGCUACUUCAUGAUCCAACCGAAACUGGGGGUACCUAUAGAAGGUUUCGUGAGGGUCCAACUGAACUUGAAGGUGGAUCGCGCGCCCGACAUUGGCGUCAACAACAUCAACAAGUUUCCAGACAUUAUUUUCCCGGUCAUGUGGAUAGAGGAGGGUAUACACGAGGUGACAACACCAAUAUGGCGAUGGAUUUACCUAGCUACGACCGUUGGACCAGUAGCUGCACCAUUGCUGUCUUACUCUAUGAUAGUCAUAGGACUUUUCACUCUAAUUAUAAUUUUCGUCAAAGCAUACAAAAGCUUUGUUUUAGGCCAAAACUCCAUAGAAAUUGUCGAAAUAGGGCGAGAGACAUUACGUCGUAGGUCCACGUUGAUAAUUCACGAGUCACAAAAAAUAUUAAUGGGAAAAGAAGCUUCAUAUAAACCUCUUCAUCCACACCAUCACGACGGCAUUAUUGACAGUAAGCUGCAUGAACUAAAACACAUGAAAGCAGAACUGAGCCAAAGUCUUGACGAGUUAAAAUGUAAGUUAAGGCCGGAAUUCGUAAAAAGUAACUUAUGCGAAACUGAAAGAGAGUCGCUAAUAAGUUCAGAUAAUACCUUCAUAUUAUCCGAACACGCUAUGUGCAAUUUUUUUAAGUUACCAGAGACGGUGUGUUGACUUUUGUACGAAUGCGUAUUUGUUUUUUGUAUGACUUUGGGGUGCUUUUAGACCCGUUUGACACUAUUUGUUUCAAUAGAAUAUUAUUUCUAGAAGCAUAUUUAGUACAUAUGAGUGUUUCAAAUGAGGAAUGAUAUUUGAUAGAAGUCAUGGUCCAAGUCUAUUUUCUGUGACAAAUAUGAAUAUAAUUAUCUGACUCUCUACAUAAAUAUAUUAAUAUGACAAUAUUUUAAAAUAAAUAGUAUCUAAUCCAAUGUUAUCAUUUCAAAUAUAAUAUUUUGCUAUGAAAUUAUAAAAAUACCAUUAGUUGUUUUACACUUACUUUUUUUAUAAUGUAAAAAUUUUAUGUUGAAUGGUAAAUGGCUUGAGUGCUUAUAUUUUAAGUACUUGCCUUUAAUAAGUAUGAAUAAUUAAAAUGUGUCUUAGAACUGUUGAAUGAAUGAAUAGCAUUUUAGUUGAAUUUCUUAGACUUAAAGAACGAAUUGCUCAUUUUUAGAAUGCAAACUGCAAAUUAAGUGCUGGAGCUCGUACAUUUUGGGAAUAAAAUACUGAAUUAGUGUUCAGUGUUUAAUAAGACUGUUUAAAGAACCAGUAAAAAAAAUACUAAUUGUUUUAGUCUUUUAUUUUUUAUGGAAUUUAAGGAAAAUUCAUUAUUGCAGCAAUUAGAGGUAAAAUCUGGACCAAAAUGCUAGUCGAUUUAUGAUAAAGAGAUUUCUAUAACUAUGGGUCUAACAGUUUUUCUUAUCUACUUAGAGAUGAACCAUCUCUACCUAGCUAUUACCAAAACGAUUGACUUAAUCUUUUACUUUUUAUUUUUACUUUGGUCCAAUAAUAAUUUGAGUUGUUAUUGAAAUAAAGCAGUUUAUAAUUAAAGUAUCAAAUAUAUAACCACACAUAUAUAUAAAUUGUCAUGAAAAUUUAAUACAAGGGAAUCAUAUCAUAAAUUAGUUUUGCAAAGGACGGUAUAAAAAAAAGAGGUGUAUAUACAUUUUUAUCCACAAAAUUUUAUUUAUUUAAUUAGCACACAUCGACUAUUAUAUUCUUAUAAAGGGUAUUGUAAAUAAUUGUUAUAUGUUUAUUUAAUCGUGCACUAUUUCUUUUGUUUCUAUUGGAAUGUCAUUGGGUGAAGGUUUUGAAUAUAAUUCAUGCAGAUACUGAUUAUUUGCACGAGAAGUCAAUAAAUUGGGAAUUACAAUAUUUACUCCUAUGAUGAGACUUGGUGCUGGAAAUCUAUAUUUUGUUAAAAGUUAUACUACAAUUUAUUUCUAUAAAGACUUUUGGAUUUCGUCGUAUUUCCUUAUAUAAGACUUAUUUAAGAGAAGAAACAGGCACAAAACCGUGGGUGUCUUUUUUAUAUUGAUUAAGACCCGUAAUAUUUAUAAGAAAAUUAAUAACAUUUACUAUUUUCACUUCUGCCUUUUUAAAGUAAUUAUUAUUUGGAAUCAUAAAAAAUACAAAUAAUUCAAAGAUUAACUUUACAUUUCUUGUUAUAUCAAUCAACCAUCUGUUGCAAAAAUCUUAUGAGAUUAUUUUUAAUGUUAAUAUGAUAAAAUAAUAUGAUAAAAAUAACUAUAAAAACGAUUUUUUCUUAAAUUAGUUUUUGUCGAUGCUAAAAUUACAAUCUACAUAAUUCAUUGUUACAAUCUAUUAAUUUUUACCCAUUUAAGAUACAGUUGAAGAUGGUGACAAGAUGACCAUAAUUUAUUUAAGGUUUUUUGAAUAAUUAUGUGAUAUAAUAAUUAAGUACUGUUAGUGCCUUCUAUUAUGGGUCUAUACUAAAGCUAUGGUAAUAUAUUGUUUAAACUUGCUCAAUGUACUUGCUAUGUAAUGACUGUAAUGUGUGAUAGGGUGAAAAUAUAGAAGGUUUUUAUUUUUUAAAAAGCUUUUGUAUUUUUUAGACUUGAAAGUUUUUUUGUUUUAGUAUCUUAACAUGAGAAGAAAGCGAUAUAAUAUCGUAUCUUUUUAAAUCUUUUGGUAAAACUUUACUUAUAAGAAUAUUAACUACAUAUUUAUUGUUUUCAAUGAUACCUAAUUAUUUUGAUUUAGAACUACACCUUUUAAGUAUUUUAUAACUAAAAUAAAACUUGUUUGUAAUUGCUUAAACGGAAACUGUUAAAUAAAUAUUAAUACAACAGGUAAGUAUAUAAUCAAUACAGAAGAUUUAUUACUAAACCUUGCAGUAAUACGUCCUACUUAAUUUUGGAUGCUAUUCAAAAAGGAACGAUUUGCGCAUACUUUGGUGUAACUUAUAAACAUGGCUCUACUUUGACUAAUAAAAUUUUUGUAAUUUAUAAAAUACUUAACACUUCAUUGACUUAUUAAAAUUUUAUUGAAAUAUAGCUCACUUCAAGCUUUAAUAUAGCGAGAUUUAAAAUUUUAGAAAGCAAAUAUACUUUUAAACAAUUAAGUAUCAUAUAUUCAACUUUGAAUUGUAUGUCUAGGGUGUCAAGGACUAUUUUUAUAUACGACUGUAGUAUAUACGUUAAAGAAAAACUUGUAAAUAUUAAUUUUAAGUAUUUUUGUAUCAAAACUGUUUUUAAUAA